CAAUAUUUUGUUCUUUAUAAUUAUAGGAAAACCCAUGUCAACAUCCGACCAUAAUCCUAAAAGAUGUCGCACCAACGGAUGUUGCAUCCCUAUUGCGUUUCAUGUAUCACGGAGAAGUUAACAUUGGUCAAGAACAAUUGCCAGCUUUUUUGAAGACAGCACAAUCCCUUCAAGUUCGAGGGUUAGCUGAUGUAAAUAGUAGUAUUAUUACUGCCACAAUAACGACACAACCUUCCACGAGUGGUAACAAUUGCAGUGCACCUGCAACCCCACGUAAUGCUUGGCCAGAUAACGGAAGAGACCUUAACGAUGACGACUGUAGUCCACCACCAGAUAAAAGGUCUAGAAGUUAUAGUCCUCAAAGGGAUAAUAACACCGAACCUAAAACAGAUUUACAAGAAUCACUAUUGGGACAAGCCCUUGAAGGUGGACCAACGAUACAUACAGCACCAUCGAAUAACGUUCAGGCACAAUCGAUUGGCGAAGAUUCGAAUUCAUUGUCCGACAACGAAGAUAUAUCGAACAACGAAAGUAUCCUGAACUCGGUUAAAACUGAACCAAGCGAAUUAUUGAACGAUUCCUCGAUGGAGCAUCAUCGCAGUAAUUUUCCAGCCGCCCUAUUGAAUCUACAAGGAUUAAUGCCAGGACCAUCGGGAAUCCAUGCAUCAAAUCAGGAUCCAAAUUACGUUAUGCGACGAGCAAUGGAAGCAAAUCGUGUACGUGCAACUGAUCCAAGACCCUGUCCAAAAUGCGGAAAGAUAUAUAGAUCAGCUCAUACGUUGCGUACACAUUUGGAGGACAAGCAUACCAUUUGUCCAGGUUACAGAUGCGUAUUGUGCGGUACGGUUGCUAAAUCAAGGAAUUCGUUGCAUUCCCAUAUGUCGAGACAACACCGUGGAAUAAGUACGAAGGAUUUGCCAGUAAUACAAAUGCCUAGCCCGUUUAAUCCCGAAUUGGCGUCGCAAUUGUUAGAAAGGGCUGGUAUUAAAAUUAGCCCGGCUGAUUUGCGGGCCAGGGUAAGCCCGACCGGUCCCCGUAGGCCCGAAAUGAGAUUGGAGGUCCCAAGAGUUGGACCAUCUUCGGAGGCUGGUAGUAGUUUGUGCGGUGGUGACGAUCCGGAGGAUUUAACUUUGCCGUUAAGUUUAAGGUACGGUUCACCAACACCCAACAACAAUACCGUCAUCAAAGUGAAUUCGAUUAACAACACGUCUGCUAACAGAACUGCUACGCCAUCGUCAACAGUGGUAGCCGUUAAAUCGUUCAAAACUUCACCGGAUAAUCGUGAACCUAAUACUGCACCUAUACAUCCGACAUCAUCGGGACUUCAGCAUCGUUUGACCCAUCAACAGAAUCAAAGUGGAACCGGUUCUGUUUUACUCGAUACUUAUUUACAAAUGAUCGCGGAAAAUUCAUUGGGCCCAUUAGGAUUGACCCCUGAUUCGGCUGCAUUGGUUGCUGCAGCUCAUACUGCUAAAUUAACCUCGCACAUGAAUUCGGUAGAAAACAAAUUGGCAGGGCGUAGUAGUUUAGAGGAUUAUUCAUUAAACGAUAGGGACGAAAACAAUCCAGUGUCUGCCAUUGUUAACGAGGAAAGACAAAAUUGUUCUUCAAACAAUAGGCAUACCAUCGGUGGUGGUGCUGGUGGUAGUGGUAGUGCUGCUGCUGCUACUGUUGGUAUCAUUGAUGAUGCUGAAUUUUCACCUAACGAGGAUGAUUACAGCGACAACGAGGAAUCCGAAAUUAAUUCCAAAGCCGAACAGUAAACAUUUUUUCCCCCGUUCGUCGUUAUUAUAAAAAAAAAAAAAAAAAAAAAAAA
Polistes canadensis is the source of this 1816-nucleotide messenger RNA. Its product is annotated as protein abrupt-like. Gene Ontology annotation, biological process: regulation of transcription by RNA polymerase II. NCBI's taxonomy places the organism in Eukaryota, Metazoa, Arthropoda, Insecta, Hymenoptera, Vespidae. The record is from RefSeq and is a predicted model, not a curated record. The transcript is spliced from 5 exons. Bases 102 to 1763 code for a protein of 553 amino acids. Gene Ontology annotation, cellular component: nucleus.